AUGGACAUCCAGAAGUGUGCAGCAGCCGCCACAGAGUUCACCUGUACCGCCAGCGGAAAAUUCCCGGAUCCGUACUCCUGCGAUGGGUACUACUACUGUGAGACUGUCGGUGGUCUUGGAGAUGCCUACAAAUGUCCAACCGGAUACAACUACAACAGCAAGGUUCAACUAUGUCAAAGAGCUUUCGGUGCCUUUGGUGGGUGCCAACCGGUCAACUGCACCGGCGUAACAGCCAUCUUUACCCAGUAUCCGGGAAAUCCGCAGUACUUCUUCUAUUGUAAGCAAGGAGCGGACGAAACAAUUCCAAAAGAACCGAUCAUGUUUUCGUGCGGCGAUGGUGCCUCGUUCGAUGUUAAGGAAAACAAGUGCAUCUACAAGUGUCCUCGCGAGGGACUGUUCAAGAAGGAAGGCAGUCCGGCGUCGUACUAUCAGUGUUACUUCACCGGCGGAAGACUUGUGGCUAAGGAGAAGAAAUGUCCCGGUGAAGGUCAGGUGUUUGACGAAACGAAGAAGACUUGCUUGAAGAGUACGACGUCAAUGUCGUUUAGAAAACAAGUUUUUAGUGGAUAA
Culex pipiens pallens (northern house mosquito) is the source of this 570-nucleotide messenger RNA. RefSeq names its product peritrophin-44-like. Gene Ontology annotation, molecular function: chitin binding. The record is from RefSeq and is a predicted model, not a curated record. The transcript has 2 exons. Bases 1 to 570 code for a protein of 189 amino acids. Lineage: Eukaryota; Metazoa; Arthropoda; Insecta; Diptera; Culicidae. Gene Ontology annotation, cellular component: extracellular region.